This is a messenger RNA of Entamoeba dispar SAW760, 1650 nucleotides long. RefSeq lists its product as uncharacterized. The record is from RefSeq and is a predicted model, not a curated record. The transcript has a single exon. NCBI's taxonomy places the organism in Eukaryota, Evosea, Mastigamoebida, Endamoebidae. Bases 1 to 1650 code for a protein of 549 amino acids.
AUGUUAUAUUUCAUAUUUCUUUUAACAGUAUUUGCUGAGCAGUGUGUUAAUGGUAAUUGUAAAAAAGAAGAAGAGAAUCUAUAUCCAGUAAAUGGAGUAACUGUAGAAAUUGCUGAUUGUCUAAGAACAUCAUUAGAUUUGACUGAAAGUUUUACAAAUUUGAUUAGUGAAUGUCCAGAAUCUCCUAAAAAGAUGUUUCCAUUGAAUAUAACACAAUCUAACAUUAGACAAAUUUUAGCUUCUAACUCAUAUUUCAUUUUUGAUUCAAAUGAAACAACUAUUGGUAAAAUGGAUAUUAAAGGUGAUAUCGCAAUGGUUAUUAAAAAUGUUAAAGUUAAUGUCAUUAAUGCUAUAGAAGGAGAAACAAAUAUGACAAUUCCAAAAUGUAAAGAAGCUUGUAGUCUUCAAGUUGAUCAAAGUUCUUUUAAUUCUUUAAAUGAUUUUUAUAUUGGAAAUAAAGUAACUAUUAAUGCAAAAUCUAUGGAAUUAAAUUGUUCUAAAGAAUAUCAAUCAUCUAUUCAUAUUGGAGCUCAUUCUCAUAUUAAGACUGAUAAAAUGAAUAUAUCUGGUUUUACUAUUAUUUUUACUGAAGGUCAUAAAAAAGUUAAUAUGUCAGGUCCACUAAUUGUUGCUGAUGAAUUUACUACAAAUAGACCUCUUUCUAUCCAAGUUAUUGACCGUCUUCGUCCACAACAAUGUAUUAUUGCUAUUAAAUCCUCUUCAUUAAAAAAAUAUCCAAAGACUAUGCAAUUUAAGAUAGACGAUUCAUAUUUGAACUUUGUUGUUCUUCCAGUAAAAACAGGAAAUAUUACUGAAGUUUUCUCUCCAGAAAAGAAAGUGUUAAUAUUUACUGAAGAAAAUAUUAAUAAAAUGGAAAUUCCUAAAGGAUAUGAAAAGAAAACUUAUGAAGGAAAUUAUGUUGUUCUUCCUUUAAAAACUGGAAUAGAAAUCUUCCCAUUAGAGGACCUUGAUCAGGACUUCAUUAUUAAUAGAACAAUUCUUCGUUCUGAAGAAUCAAAUCAAGAAGUAAGUAGCAUGUAUUUAAUGAGAAUUAAUGACCAAAAUCAAGUAAAACUUGAUUUUAAGAAUCCUAAGAAAUAUCUUAUUGAAGGUAAAGAACAUGGAAAAAAACAUAAAACUACUGUUUACCAAAUUAACUAUUCUCUAAAUGAACUUAAUGUUAGUAACAAUAACCUUAUUUAUCUUCAAGAAUUUAAAAAGAAAACUGAUAUUGUUUUCCCAAUAGAAGGUGGAGAAAUAAUGUCUAUCCCUAACCAUUAUUUCAGAAAAGGAAAUAAAUAUCCUCUUAAAAAUUAUGAAGUUUGGAGAAUGGAUGAUGAGGAGUAUUUUGUUUUUAACAAAUUAACUAUCCUCAAUAUGUUCUCUUUCUUCACUGAUGUCGACUAUAAGUUAACUCGUGUUGAUGAUCAGUUAUUAAUUUGCCAUCCUCAAAUUAUUCCAAAAGAAAAAGAGAUGAAUGUCACUCAAGUUAACCAAACUCAAGUUAAUGAACAAAUCAAUGAUGAACAAUUUAAUUCUACAAAUACAAGAAGUGAUGAAGAGAAUAAAGAAAUAAAAGAAGAAAAAGAAGAAAUAACAAAGAAAAGAAGUGAUAAUGAAAAAGAACAAAAUGAUGAAAUGAAAUCAUAA